AUACAAACACUGAAAAGCAAAAGCUGCUUUUUAGUUUAUAUAAACAAAAAAUCAAAUCAAUCCUUCACAAAACACUGAAAAAGAGAAAGGAGUGGGGGUAGUGGGACUCUCUUUUUUGCCUUUCACAAUUUCCAUUGGGGGCAUUUCGACAUGUUCACUGGGGGCCUAAGUACACUCCUCGUAAACUUAAACUUCAGUAUUACCACUACUACUAAUAAAAACCCAUUUUCAGGAGGAGGAGGAGCUGCCGUGGCAGGUCCGAUAGCUGCUUUACUAAUGUUUGCCUCUAUUGUUUAUUCGAUUUCGUCGUCGAAAAACAAGAAACAAUCAAACAUCAUCCAAGGUGAAACUUAUAAUCUUGUCUCAACUCAUGUUGCUGACUCAUCUGUCACCGGGUUGUUUCGCAGUCCUGUUGAUGAUGAUCAAAUUUCUUGGAAAUCAGCAACCGAUGGACUUACCGAAGAAGACAAUAAGGAGUUGGGUUUAGAAGCUGAUGCAAAGUAUGCUGAAGAUUUACAGGUUCAAGAAGCUCUAUUAGCUUCUAUGUUGGCUUCUCAAACAACAGACACCGCAUCGAGUUCAACUUGUAAAGGAAGGUCGUCACUGAGUUCAUUAUUGAAGUACAACAAGAUCGAAGAGUGCAAAAUCUGCUUGGAAAAGCACGAAUACUGGCAAAUGUUCAGGAACACAACCUGUUCUCAUUCCUUUUGUUACGACUGCACCAGAAAACACGCAACAACAAAGAUACAAGAACACAAGAAUGUCAUAACAUGCCCUGGACUAAAUUGCAAAUCCACAUUGGAUUACAACAUGUUGAGAUUAAUAAUUCCCAAAGACACUUUAAUCAAGUUGGAUGAAUUGCUAUGUGAAUCCAUGAUUCUUGAAUCCCAAAAAUUGUACUGCCCGUUUAGUGACUGUUCAGUUUUACUAAUUAACGAUGAUAGCAGCAUUACAAAAAUUGAUUGUCCAGUAUGCAAGCGGUCUAUCUGUGCAGUCUGUCGGGUCCCAUGGCAUUCUGAGUUCAGUUGCAAGGAGUUUGGGAAGCUUAACACUAAAAUGAAAGGUAAAGGUGACGAAAUGGCAGUGGCACUUGCUAAGAAAAAGAAGUGGAGAAAGUGUCCAAGCUGUAAGUUCUUUGUGGAAAAAGCCGAGGGAUGUGUGCAUAUAACUUGCAGGUGUAAGUAUGAGUUCUGCUAUAAUUGUGGAGCCAAAUGGAGCUCUACUCAUGGUGGCUGCAGGGCAAAAUCAUGAUAAAUUAGUGAAGAUAGAGGUUAGUGUGCAUAUGAUAUGUAAUUAUUGCUUCAUUUCAAGUACGUAGUUUUGAUAGUCUUGAACUGUGGAUGAAGGUAAUUAGUUGGUUAAUUUGAUGUACAAAAAACGCCUUUUUUAGCAUGAUAUGCUUAAAACAUCGCAGAAGGGCUUAUUAACUAGAAACAUACACACAUAGUAAGAUCUAAAUCUAGCAUUUUGACAAUUUAUCACAAUGAGAAUAUUACUGGGUAAA
Molecule: messenger RNA, 1504 nt
Organism: Erigeron canadensis
Lineage: Eukaryota; Viridiplantae; Streptophyta; Magnoliopsida; Asterales; Asteraceae
Product: probable E3 ubiquitin-protein ligase RNF217
Exons: 2
Coding region: 151-1251 (366 amino acids)
Biological process (GO): positive regulation of proteasomal ubiquitin-dependent protein catabolic process; protein polyubiquitination; ubiquitin-dependent protein catabolic process
Cellular component (GO): ubiquitin ligase complex; cytoplasm
Molecular function (GO): zinc ion binding; ubiquitin protein ligase activity; ubiquitin conjugating enzyme binding
Source: RefSeq, a predicted model, not a curated record